This is a messenger RNA of Dentiscutata erythropus, 1999 nucleotides long. The record is from the annotation of a GenBank genome assembly. Lineage: Eukaryota; Fungi; Glomeromycota; Glomeromycetes; Diversisporales; Gigasporaceae.
AUGCCGAAAAUGGGUUUAUUAACGUCUGUAGGCACACCUCUUCAAUGGGAACAGGCCAAACAGUUUGCGCAUGAAGUUCGCACUCUCGGGAUAAAUUAUUUCUUGUCAGUUUAUGAGAAAUUGAAAGAAAAAGAAAAUUCUUGCUUAAAAUGGGGAGACGAAGUUGAAUAUUUGGUUGUCGUGUACGAUGAUGAAACAAAGACUGCGAAGUUAUCGUUAAGAAUUCACGAAAUCUUGGAUGAGCUACGGAAAGAGGAGGAAGAAGCAAUGAAAAUACCUAAUUCUGGGGAGACGAUCAAAACUUUAUGGAGACCGGAGUACGGAAUAUACAUGCUUGAAGGCACACCAGGCACACCUUACGGUGGUACUUUGAAAAGUCUGCUUCAAAUAGAGCCAAAUAUGAAAUUAAGAAGAGAAAUUAUUUCAAAAUUUUUGAGGCCAAACGAAGUAGCAAUUACUUUGACUAGCUUUCCUCGUCUUGGCUGUCCAGGCCAAUUUUUGGAACCUCAUCAUGAACCAACAGGGCGUGUAUCGAGAAGUCUGCUUGUACCUGACGAAGUUAUUAACCCACAUGCGAGAUUUCAAUAUCUAACUGCCAAUAUCCGAGAACGUCGUGGAUCAAAGGUUGCUAUUAAUGUGCCAAUUUUUCGCGAUAAAUGUACACCCGAACCAUUUAUAGAUCCAACAAUUCCCAAAAAUCGAAAUUUAUUUCCUGAAGAUAAAGAAGCUUCAGAAGGUGCAGCGUUACCAAAUCAUAUAUAUAUGGAUGCUAUGGUCUUUGGAAUGGGUUGCUGUUGUUUACAAAUUACUUUUCAAGCUUGUAACAUCGAAGAAGCUAGAAGAUUAUAUGAUCAGUUGGCGAUAAUAGGACCAAUUAUGUUGGCUUUAACUGCAGCUGCGCCGAUCUGGCGUGGUUACCUUUCAGACAUAGAUUGUAGAUGGAAUGUAAUUGCUGGAAGUGUUGAUGAUCGUACAAGAGAAGAACGUGGUUUAGAGCCUCUCAAAAAUGACCGUUUUGUGAUUAAUAAAUCGCGUUAUGAUUCGAUUGAUUGCUACAUAUCCACAGACAAGACUUUGAAACCGGAAUAUAAUGACCUGGAUUUGGUAUAUGAUCGAGAUAUCUGCAAAAAAUUGAUGGAUAAUGGAAUUGAUGAAUUGUUGGCACGUCACAUAUCUCAUCUAUUCAUUCGUGAUCCUCUUGUUAUCUUUAAAGAGCAACUGGAUCAGAAUGAUGACGAUCACUAUGACCACUUUGAAAAUAUUCAAUCUACAAACUGGCAAACCAUGCGCUUUAAGCCUCCGCCACCAAAUUCAAAUAUUGGUUGGAGAGUUGAAUUUCGUAGCAUGGAAGUUCAAAUAACCGAUUUUGAGAAUGCAGCAUUUGCAAUCUUCAUUAUACUUUUAACACGUGUUAUUUUGAGUUAUGGGCUAAACUUUUACAUACCAAUAUCAAAGGUAGAUGAAAAUAUGAUGAUUGCACAUAAACGAGAUGCGGCAAUGAGUGAAAAAUUCUGGUUCAGAAAAAAUGUUUUUGCAGAUGGUAAUAUAAUUGACGAUGGUAAUACCACUCAAGUAAAUGAAAAUUUAUCAAUACCUGAUAAUGAGACAUUGGAUUCUUCAAAUAAUUUCCGUCAGAACGGACAUGCAGAUACUAAUGAAUCAAUAUCAUCCGUCGAAGAUGAAUACGAACAAAUGACCAUCAAUGAAAUUUUUAAUGGCAAUGGUGAUAAAUUUCCAGGGUUAAUAGUUCUAAUAAGCCGAUAUCUUGAAUCAGUAAAUAUUGACGUUGAAACAAGGUGUCAGCUAGGAAAGUAUGUAGAUUUUGUCAGUAAGCGUGCAAAAGGAAAAAUUCAAACAACGGCAACAUGGAUGAGAAACUUUGUACAAUCGCAUCCAAAAUAUAAUAAUGAUUCGGUUGUAUCACAAGAAAUUAAUUAUGAUCUUGUGAAAAUGGUUGAAAAAAUACAAAAAGGUCAAGUAGUUGUACCUGAAUUGUUAG